Messenger RNA from Dreissena polymorpha, 4490 nucleotides. RefSeq names its product cAMP-dependent protein kinase catalytic subunit alpha. The transcript is spliced from 11 exons. Gene Ontology annotation, cellular component: nucleus; cAMP-dependent protein kinase complex. Gene Ontology annotation, molecular function: ATP binding; cAMP-dependent protein kinase activity. The record is from RefSeq and is a predicted model, not a curated record. NCBI's taxonomy places the organism in Eukaryota, Metazoa, Mollusca, Bivalvia, Myida, Dreissenidae. Gene Ontology annotation, biological process: peptidyl-serine phosphorylation. The coding region runs from base 648 to 1742 and encodes 364 amino acids.
UUUGGAUACGCUGAACUGCAAGUGUAAAAAGUGGUGAAAUCAAUUUGAAAUAUUUUCGGAUUAUUGAUGUUUGCGUUACAAUGUGAUAAGUAGUGUUCUUUCAGUUUGAAGAAGCGCGAGGCACAGCACUGUACUGUACUUCUGUUAUUGGGCUAAAAUUAGAAACUCUGAAAAAGCUAUUAACUGAGUCCGCGAUCUGAACAACUGUGAUUUUCUACUCCGACUUCAGAGCUAUACCUGCCGCUUUGGCAUAGAGUAACUAAAUAUAUAAUCGCUGCUGGCAAAAAGUGUCUGGAGUGUUUCGGUGAUUUCAUUUCGGGGAUAUUACAAAACAAAGUUCAAUGAGAAAUACCGGAUUGUGUACAGAAACAACAGAGACAUAAACUGUUGGCUGAUCGUUACAAGACGCUGCUUUCAUGGACUCAACAAUUUGGUGGCGUGCCAAAAAGAUGGGUUUUUAAUUUCUUAAUUUCUUUGUAAAUCAUCAUCAACAAACACACAACAAGAAGCGACGCAGGAUUCGUCGGAUUUGGAGUCGGGGGUUUAUUGUUUUAGCGUGUAUGUACUUUUCGUGAAGUGAGGUUUUGUGGAGUUUAAAUAUACGUUUGGGGAUUUGGAUACAUUUUUUGGAUUAACGACGUCCUAGAAUGGCAAAAGAGCAAAAAAAGACACCUACUGUGACAGCAGAAAGCACGGAACCAACGCCUGAGCAGCUAUUGGUGAUGGAGUUUUUCAAAGAGUUCCUUGCGAAGGCUAAGGAAGAUUUCACAGCAAAAUGGGAUCACCCAGGCCAGAACACCGCAGGGCUGGACGAUUUCGAAAGAAUCAAAACACUGGGUACAGGUUCAUUUGGCAGAGUGAUGCUGGUGCAACGUAAAGAAAACAAGGAGUACUAUGCCAUGAAAAUAUUAGACAAACAAAAGGUGGUCAAGUUAAAACAGGUUGAACACACACUGAAUGAGAAGAGAAUUUUACAGGCCAUCACGUUUCCAUUUCUUGUUAGUUUAGAAUACCACUUUAAGGAUAACUCCAACUUGUAUAUGGUGUUAGAAUUCGUCACAGGCGGUGAAAUGUUCUCCCAUUUAAGACGGAUAGGACGGUUUAGUGAGCCUCACUCGCGGUUUUAUGCCGCUCAAAUCGUCUUGGUGUUGGAGUACUUACACCACCUAGAAAUUAUGUACAGGGAUUUAAAACCCGAGAAUGUGCUUCUUGAUAUUCUUGGGUACUGCAAGGUGACAGACUUUGGGUUUGCGAAGCGAGUAAAAGGGCGCACUUGGACCCUAUGUGGUACCCCUGAGUACCUGGCCCCAGAAAUCAUCCUAAGCAAGGGCUACAACAAGGCUGUGGACUGGUGGGCUCUUGGAGUGCUUGUGUAUGAAAUGGCCGCCGGCUAUCCGCCAUUCUUUGCUGACCAGCCCAUCCAGAUAUACGAAAAGAUCGUCUCUGGGAAGGUCCGGUUCCCCUCGCACUUCAGCUCAGACCUCAAGGACUUGUUGCGCAGUCUUCUCCAGGUGGACCUCACAAAGCGCUUCGGCAACUUGAAGAACGGCGUCAACGACAUCAAGAACCACAAGUGGUUCUCUACCACAGACUGGAUUGCAAUCUACCAGAAAAAGGUUGAAGCUCCGUUCGUUCCAAAAUGCAAAGGACCGGGUGACACGAGCAACUUCGACGACUACGAAGAGGAGCCUCUGCGGAUCUCAUCAACUGAGAAAUGUUCAAAGGAUUUUGCAGACUUCUAGAGGACAGUGAACAGCCGAACAUUAUGUGCGACACAAACCAGAGGCAUUAUGGAACGUGUUCGUGCAGUUUUGCAUGGAAAGUUUGGACAGUGUUCCGGUUUGUGUGCUGCUGAUAUAGACUUCAGGCUUUCUGUCGAUAUUUCCUCGCAGUUUACAGAGAGCUAUUUUGUUGGACUUGUCAGGCCGUUGGUUUAAAAGUAAAUUGGAUCGGAAGAUUUAGAGUGUGUUAACUCUGCAAUAUUCUUGUAUAGGGUUUUGCAGUUAAGCAUAAGAGAAUUAAGGUAUAUUUCUUACAGAGAAUUUAACUUACAUUUGUUUUAGUGUCAGAUAUUGAAUUAUAUGAGCACUUAUGGAAUUAGCUUUGAUUUGUUAUUUAUAUAAUACAGGGAGCCUACUCUUUACCCAAGGGAUCUAAGCCUUGUUUACAGCAGUGCGGGUGCAAUUUAUCUGCUAUGAAAACUGCACCUGUAAGCUGUAAAGGAGUAUUUAUAUGUCUUUUACAGACACAAUCAGCAUAUACAAAAUGUAAUUGUCUCUUUGAUUAAAAGUCUUCAUAAUAGAAUUACGGUAUACUUUAUUACCUUCUGCAUUAAUUAAUUAUCAGCAUAUAAUUCUUUUUUUGAUUUACUUUGUCUUCAAAAUAGAGUUAUACUUUAUUACCUUCUGUGUUAAUUUAUUGUGAGAUAUAAAUGAACAAAAUGAAAAGAAAUGUUAUUUCAUUCACUUUAUGCUGCAAAUGAGUGAGUUGUGCAUACAUUUGCAUGAAGUUGUAUCAUGAGCAUAUGAUCACUCGCGGUAUUUCUGUGUAUGAACCAUUUUGUGCACAUGACUGAGCUGGUGGAAUCAGUUUCAUUUUGUAAUAAAACACCAUCACCCUUCUCGAUCAUAGAUAUGCAUAGUUCUGUUUGUAAGUUGGGAAAUUCAGCUCUGUUGGAAAUCAAAAUGAUUGGAUUGGAAAGAAGUGAUGUGAUUUUUGUUGAAAUAAUCGAAUGAGUCUAUUUUUGAAAAGCAACAGCACAUGUUUGAUUUUCAAGGAAUUUUUAAUGAUUUGCAAAAUAUAAUGCAAAGUGGUUUAUUACAUCAUGAUUUUAAAAUUCACAAUAACUGCUGCAGACUAUUUGUUUGUAAUUUUGAGUUGCUUACAUGUGGUAUUUGAAUACUUGAACAAAGAUGAUAUCUUUUCUUUAAUGUAUACGUCUUUUCUUAAAUGUAUACAAUUCAUGUAUAUACAAAAUAUUUGUUCGUAAGUUUAAAUACAAAGGAUAUUACAUUCAGUAGACGAUAUGUCCGGAGUUUGUUUAACUUCAUGAAACAAACAUGAUGCCAAAUAUUUAGCAUACUGCGUAUUGAAUAUCCUCUUGAUAGAAUAGUGCGGCCAGUGUUUUUGGGUCAUCCCAUGCAAAAUUUUGAUAUUUGAUUAAAUUCAGCAUGAACUUGUUUAUGUAGCCGUUUAUUUGUUUGAAUGUGAUGUUGUUGAAUCUUACCAAAUAGCACUUGUUGACUGCAUGAUGUCAGUCAGAUUAAAUAUGAGUCGUGUUCUGAGAAAACUGGGCAUAAUGCAUGUGCGUUAAGUGUUGUCACAUAUAAGCCUGUGCAGUCCGCACAGGCUAAUCAGGGACCACACUUUCCACUUUUAUGGUAGUUUUAGUUUCCUUACCGAAAAUCAAGUUUAGGCGGAAAGUGUCGUUCCUGAUUAGCCUGUGCGACUGCACAGGCUAAUCUUGGAUGACACUUUAUGCACAUGCAUUAAGCCCAGUUUUCUCAUAACAAUGCUCAUAUGAUCUAAUUGUAAAGUAACAAUUGUAUAGCCAUAACCGCGCUUACCUGUGCUAGACGACUAGUAAUGUUCGAUUGUUAACAAAUAUGUAGUUUAAUAUUAAAUGAAGCUUUGUCAUAUUUAUAUUUUGUUCAUUGACUUAGAUGUAUAUUUAAACUUUCAGUCUUUAAUAGGUGCGAAUGUCUUUAAAAUAUGUAAAUAAUUCUGUUAUAAUCAGGAAAUGUAACAUAGAAUGUUUUGAAGACUUGUUGAUAAGCUAGAUGAAAUUAGGAUAGAUGAGUUGAAGAGUAUGAAAAUGGCAUAAAAGCACAUAAUUGUUGACUGUGCAAAUAUAGAAAUGGACUAGGGCUUGUUUGUUACUAAAUUUCAUAAAGUGACAUGUAUUGUCUGUCCUUUCAAGAAAUCAUUCAUUUUGCUUGACAUAAUUAUAAAUUGUAUGGAUAUGUCAUUUUCGAAUUGUUAUUUUUUGUUCAAAGAUGUGUGGUUUAAUUCUAUGUCAUAUUGGGCUUCUUUAACUGUUGUACAAUAUGAACUAUUUUUGUAAUAAUUAAACAAGUAUACUUUGAUAUUGUUUCCUAUAUUUUGUUAGAUGUUUGAUUGUUAAGUGCUUUCAUUAAAUCCUUUUUGUCGUUAGUGAGUGUUAAACGAAGACAAUAAAAAUGUUGUGCAUGUUCAUGCAUGCACUAAUUGCUAUACAAAUAUGGCAACUACACUGUAAAACCCUUGGUGAAAAUGAAAUAUAUUUAAUUUAAAAAAUAAAUACGUUAACCGUUAUAGCAUUACUAUAUUUGUCUACAACUUUUAUUCAAGCAGUGAUAAAUAUGAUUCUGGAAUAUAUAUACCAGCUUGUAUGAAUGUGUACAUUUAUUCCUUCAGUUGUAUGUGACGUAAUGCAUAGUUUCUAUCAUGUUAAAAGUUUCUCAGUUUUUUGUCGAAUUGUAGGACUUCAGAAAAUAAAACGUUUUCAAUGA